GUCUCCCGCCUCGCGGGAUUUCGCGAGAGUUGGGAGUAAACAGCCCCGAAUGGAGUCCCGAGGCGUGUUCGCCGCGGAGACGCCGUUAUCCCGGGGCCGCCGAGCCUGAGGCAGCCGCAGUGUUUGAUGGCAAAUUUUUUUGACUACACCUGAUUAAAGAUGUAAUUACUAUGGUGCCUUGGUGGGUGCAGUGUGGUGACAUACAUCUGAAGCGAUGUGAACCUACACCACUGAAUCACACGGUGCUGUAUAGCAAUGUCAGCGUGGUAAAAAUUAAUACAAUUAAAUCUGCUCAACCUUAAAGGCAAUAGAUUGGCUGGCAGAGUGAUUGAUUAGCCUCUUUGGACUUUGGUUCUGUGGUGCCAAUGGAGCACAGGACUCAGUUGUCUGGGCCAGAGUGAAGAGAAAUCUGAUGUCCAGGAUGGAGAAGAAACGAAGAAAGAAAUGAAAGCCUCUUUUCAGGCCAAACCACAAAAGACCAUGAAAUUUAACUUUUAUUUAUGUUGGACCGGACAGUAAAAAUGGCUCAUCUGUACUGUUUCAGCUUUAACUGAAACAAAAAUGAACUUAUAAUCAAGGAAGAAAAAAGUGCGAUUUGAAUUUAUGCGAUUUUUAUGACCAUAGUCAUUUGUGACCAUGAAGCUUGUCAACAUCUGGCUGCUUCUGCUAGUGGUUUUGCUCUGUGGGAAGAAACAUCGGGGUGACAGAGUGGAAAAGAAAUCUUUUGAAAAAGUUCCAUGCCCUGGCUGUUCCCACCUGACUUUGAAGGUGGAAUUCUCCUCAACAGUUGUGGAAUAUGAAUAUAUUGUGGCUUUCAAUGGAUACUUUACAGCCAAAGCUAGAAAUUCAUUUAUUUCGAGUGCCCUGAAGAGCAGUGAAAUAGACAAUUGGAGAAUUAUACCUCGAAACAAUCCAUCCAGUGACUACCCUAGUGAUUUUGAGGUGAUUCAGAUAAAAGAAAAACAGAAAGCAGGACUGCUAACACUGGAAGAUCAUCCUAACAUCAAACGGGUAACACCCCAACGGAAAGUCUUUCGUGCCCUCAAGUAUGCAGAGUCUGACCCUGUCUUGCCCUGUAAUGAAACCCGAUGGAGCCAGAAGUGGCAGUCGUCCCGUCCUCUGCGAAGAGCCAGUCUCUCCCUGGGCUCCGGGUUCUGGCAUGCCACAGGAAGACACUCAAGCAGACGGCUGCUGAGAGCCAUCCCGCGCCAGGUUGCCCAGACGCUGCAGGCGGAUGUGCUCUGGCAGAUGGGGUACACAGGUGCUAAUGUAAGGGUUGCUGUUUUUGACACUGGGCUGAGUGAGAAGCACCCCCACUUCAAAAAUGUGAAGGAGAGAACCAACUGGACCAAUGAGCGGACACUGGAUGACGGGCUGGGCCAUGGAACGUUCGUGGCAGGUGUGAUUGCCAGCAUGAGAGAAUGCCAAGGAUUUGCUCCAGAUGCAGAACUUCAUAUUUUCAGGGUUUUUACCAAUAACCAGGUCUCGUACACGUCUUGGUUCUUGGAUGCCUUCAACUAUGCCAUCUUAAAGAAGAUUGAUGUGCUGAACCUCAGCAUUGGUGGCCCAGACUUCAUGGACCAUCCCUUUGUUGAUAAGGUUUGGGAAUUAACAGCUAAUAAUGUAAUCAUGGUCUCUGCUAUUGGCAACGAUGGGCCUCUUUAUGGCACUCUGAAUAACCCUGCUGAUCAGAUGGAUGUAAUUGGAGUAGGUGGCAUUGACUUUGAGGAUAACAUCGCCCGCUUUUCUUCGAGGGGAAUGACUACCUGGGAACUACCUGGAGGUUACGGCCGUGUGAAACCUGACAUUGUCACGUAUGGUGCUGGAGUGAGGGGUUCCGGUGUGAAAGGAGGGUGCCGUGCCCUUUCAGGGACCAGUGUGGCUUCUCCAGUGGUGGCUGGUGCUGUCACCUUGCUGGUCAGCACGGUCCAGAAACGGGAACUGGUGAAUCCAGCCAGUAUGAAGCAGGCCCUGAUUGCAUCUGCCCGGAGGCUUCCUGGUGUCAAUAUGUUUGAGCAAGGCCAUGGCAAGCUGGACCUGCUCAGAGCGUAUCAGAUCCUCAACAGCUACAAGCCCCAGGCAAGUUUGAGCCCCAGCUACAUAGAUCUGACUGAGUGUCCCUACAUGUGGCCCUACUGCUCCCAGCCCAUCUACUAUGGAGGAAUGCCAACAAUCGUCAAUGUCACCAUCCUCAAUGGCAUGGGCGUCACAGGAAGAGUUGUAGACAAGCCUGACUGGCAGCCCUAUUUACCCCAGAAUGGGGACAACAUUGAAGUCGCUUUCUCUUACUCAUCAGUUUUAUGGCCUUGGUCAGGCUACCUGGCCAUUUCCAUUUCUGUCACCAAGAAAGCAGCUUCCUGGGAAGGCAUUGCACAGGGACACGUCAUGAUCACCGUGGCUUCCCCGGCAGAGCUGGAAUCAAAAAAUGGUGCAGAACAGACUUCGACAGUGAAGCUCCCAGUUAAGGUGAAGAUAAUUCCGGCUCCUCCGCGAAGUAAGAGGGUCCUGUGGGACCAGUACCACAACCUCCGCUACCCGCCCGGCUAUUUCCCCAGGGACAAUCUAAGGAUGAAGAAUGACCCUUUGGACUGGAAUGGUGACCACAUCCACACCAACUUCAGGGACAUGUACCAACACUUGAGAAGCAUGGGCUACUUUGUUGAGGUUCUCGGCUCCCCCUUCACGUGCUUUGAUGCUAAUCAGUAUGGAACAUUGCUCCUGGUGGACAGUGAAGAGGAGUACUUCCCUGAGGAGGUGGCCAAACUGAGGAGGGAUGUGGACAAUGGCCUUUCCCUCAUUGUCUUCAGUGAUUGGUACAACACCUCCGUUAUGAGAAAAGUGAAGUUUUAUGAUGAAAACACAAGGCAGUGGUGGAUGCCGGACACUGGAGGAGCUAACAUCCCAGCUCUGAACGAACUCCUGUCUGUAUGGAACAUGGGGUUCAGCGAUGGCCUGUAUGAAGGGGACUUCACCUUGGCAAACCAUGAUAUGUAUUACGCGUCAGGGUGCAGCAUUGCUAAAUUUCCAGAAGAUGGCAUAGUGAUAACACAGACCUUUAAAGACCAAGGAUUGGAGGUUCUAAAGCAGGAAACAGCAGUGGUUGAAAAUGUCCCCAUUUUGGGGCUUUAUCAGAUCCCUUCUGAGGGCGGAGGCCGGAUUGUGCUUUAUGGAGAUUCCAACUGCCUGGAUGACAGCCACCGGCAGAAAGACUGCUUUUGGCUUCUGGAUGCUCUGCUUCAGUACACGUCAUAUGGGGUGACACCUCCCAGCCUCAGUCACUCUGGAAAUCGGCAGCGUCCUCCCAGUGGCGUGGGCUCUGUGACUCCAGAGAGGAUGGAAGGGAACCACCUGCACCGAUACUCCAAGGUCCUAGAGGCCCGUUUGGGAGGCCCAGAGCCAAGGGCCCUGCCAGCCUGUCCACAUUUGUCAUGGGCCAAGCCACAGCCUUUAAAUGAGACGGCUCCCAGUAAUCUUUGGAAACAUCAGAAGUUACUCUCCAUUGACCUGGAUAAAGUGGUAUUACCCAACUUUCGAUCGAAUCGCCCUCAAGUGAGACCCUUGUCUCCCGGAGAAAGUGGUGCCUGGGACAUUCCUGGAGGGAUCAUGCCUGGCCGCUACAACCAAGAGGUGGGUCAGACCAUUCCUGUCUUUGCCUUCCUGGGAGCCAUGGUGGUCCUGGCCUUCUUUGUGGUACAAAUCAACAAGGCCAAAAGCAGGCCGAAGCGGAGGAAGCCCCGAGUGAAGCGACCACAGCUUAUGCAGCAGGUUCACCCCCCAAAAACCCCUUCAGUGUGACUGUCACACCAGCUGACCAUGAGAGCCAAAGAACCUUGGCAGUGGCCUCGGCAGAUGGAGCUAUGAAGUUUCAGGGGGCCGCCUGUGUAAAGGGGAUGGAGUCUUCAGUGGUGGUUUUAUCUAAAUGGGUCUUCCUCCUCUGCUAUGUGGAGGGCCAAGGUCCAUCUUGAGUGUCCCCUGGCUAGGGCCCACAGAAGGGAUGCAGUGGAGGGGCCUGGGGUCAGACUCCAUCCCCUGCUGCGUGCACUGAAGACUGAAGAGCACCGAGGCUGUCGGGCCUUCUCCCUGAGGGGAAGGGUGUCCGUUCAAACCAGCGAGACAACUCUGACCAAGCUAAAACAUGCUCAUUAAAGGCUAUUUUAUAUAUUUAUUGUUGGGAAAAGUCACUUUAAAGACUUGUGCUCUUUGGAAGCAAAGCUAUUUUUUUUGUCAAUGGAAUGCGGUUUUUUACUAUUACAUCAUGAGGAAUAACACAGAUUUUGUGACCUCCUUUUUGAUGGAAGGACAGAUUGAAAUUUGAAGGAAACGUGCACAAAUCUGUGAAACAUAGACCUUUGCUUUAUUUUUGUAUCAACUGCCAUCAUGUUUUGUAAUUUGGGGUCUUGAUUUCACCAUUGUCGGUGAAGAAAAUUUUCAAUAAAUAUGCAUUACCUGUAUGAAGUUAACAUGA
Molecule: messenger RNA, 4465 nt
Organism: Talpa occidentalis (Iberian mole)
Lineage: Eukaryota; Metazoa; Chordata; Mammalia; Eulipotyphla; Talpidae
Gene: MBTPS1
Product: membrane bound transcription factor peptidase, site 1
Exons: 24
Coding region: 637-3795 (1052 amino acids)
Biological process (GO): proteolysis
Cellular component (GO): Golgi apparatus
Molecular function (GO): serine-type endopeptidase activity
Source: RefSeq, a predicted model, not a curated record